UCUUCCACUAUGCAGUUAAUAAACAUGGACUGAGCAGCUAUGUGCCAGACAGAGAACAUAGCAAAAUAUGUUACCUGGACUGAGUACAAAGUACUGGAAUUCGAGGUAAUUGGUAUCCGGUACACAGAAGGGACAGGAGUUGGCGAGGAGGCCUGGUGAUGAAGCCCAGCCUGAAGAAGAAUCUCAGAAGGAAAGUUGACCCUCCCUCGAUCUCCACCAUCUCGUGGGUCGGAUCUGAAGAGCUUCCAGGAGCCAGAAGCGCAGGGGCAAGUGGGCGGUAACCACCAGGCCGGAUAUGACGUAUGAGACUGCGCAGGCCAGAAAGCUUGCAGGUGGGGAAGAUGGCGGACAGCAGCGGUCGUGUGGGCAAGAGCGGCGGGAGUGGCACGGGCAAGGGGGCGGUGUCGGCGGAACAGGUAAUUGCUGGCUUUAAUCGCCUUCGGCAGGAACAGAGGGGCUUGGCAUCCAAAGCAGCUGAGCUGGAGAUGGAACUGAAUGAGCACAGCCUAGUGAUCGAUACACUGAAGGAGGUGGAUGAGACCCGCAAGUGCUACCGCAUGGUUGGAGGCGUGCUGGUAGAGCGGACUGUCAAGGAAGUGCUGCCUGCCUUGGAGGGCAACAAGGAGCAGAUACAGAAGAUCAUUGAGACACUGUCACAGCAGCUUCAGGCAAAGGGGAAAGAACUCAAUGAAUUCCGGGAAAAGCACAACAUUCGUCUUAUGGGGGAAGAUGAGAAGCCAGCAGCCAAGGAAAACUCAGAAGGGGCUGGGACUAAAUCCAGCUCAGCAGGGGUGUUGGUCUCCUAGGAACUAAGGCCUCUGCGUUUUUCUUUUUUAACCCUGAUUCCCACUUGUAAUUUCUUUUUAUUGUUUUUAUUUUUAUUUUCUCUGCUAUUGUAAUAUUUUGUUGUUGUUAUUGAUUAAAUGUUUUGGUCAAAUACUCA
This is a messenger RNA of Grammomys surdaster, 943 nucleotides long. RefSeq names its product prefoldin subunit 2 (gene Pfdn2). The coding region runs from base 303 to 806 and encodes 167 amino acids. Gene Ontology annotation, biological process: protein folding. NCBI's taxonomy places the organism in Eukaryota, Metazoa, Chordata, Mammalia, Rodentia, Muridae. The record is from RefSeq and is a predicted model, not a curated record. Gene Ontology annotation, molecular function: protein folding chaperone. Gene Ontology annotation, cellular component: prefoldin complex; cytoplasm. The transcript has 6 exons.